AUGGGUAAAGCUAAUUUAAUUGAACGGGUAGACUCGAUAUGCCGCCUGUGUCUGGAAGAAGAUGGCAUAGUUCCCAUAUUCGAUCAUGAAAACAUCGAUAUUCCAAGCGUGGUAAAGUUUGUAACUCAGUUAGAGAUCUCCAAUUAUGAUGCUUUCACUAAGGUGGUUUGCGUAAGCUGCUGCAAAUUCUUAGAAAGUGUUGUUGAGUUCAAGGAAAGAUGCAUCCAGUCGUACCAAACUUUACUAGAACUACAGCAAGAAAGCGCACAUGUAGAUUCGAAGGAAUUUGCUACAUUACACUCCAACCAAGAUUUUCCUCUUGAAUUUAUCGAAUGUGUUCCGCCGCAAACGAAAACGAUACAUGAGACUGCUGAAGAUGCCGACGAUGGCGAACAGUUGGAUACUAGAAGCUAUUCGGAGACGGACACCUACGCAAGCAAAGAUCGUUUAGAAACCGAAGACGAUGAAAAGAGUAAAAUAUCUAAACGUGGGUCUUUACGCAAACGCUCGAUAGAACCAGAGCCGGGGCAAGAAUCGUCAACCAGCACUAAUCCGUGUCCAUUGUGUGGUGAACACAUUGCUGGCGGGAAGAUAAUGGUUAAACAUCAUAUCAAAAGUGAUCAUGGGGAUGAUGGUACGCUACCCAAAAUACGACAGUGUUUCUUCUGCCCGAAGGCGUACUCAUCGUUUCAGCUGUUGAAAUUUCAUCUCAAUUUUCACCCACAAAAAGUAUGGCAAUGUCCACAAUGUGAUAAAUGCUUUCGAAACAAAGGCAUCUUCAUCGAUCACCUUCGGAGACACGCAAACGAGCGUCACUUUGAGUGUAAGAUUUGUGGAAAACGCUUCACGACGAAUAACUAUCUUUCCACUCAUCGGCAGUUGCAUAAAAUGCAGGAUGUACGAAAUUCCAAGGUUAAUCGGUCCACAUAUAGCGGGCGGAAACAAGGCCGAAAAGAAGCCGUACAUGACGAUCAAACUUUCCUUUGUAGCAUUUGUCCGGACAGGUUCAAUCUGCAGAUGCAGUUAAACAUGCACCUACAAUGUGAUCACGUUCCUCAGGAUAACUCUGAACACCGGUAUUAUAAGUGCACCGUUUGCAGUAAACCCUACGUCAACAUGCAACUGUUAAACAUUCAUAGACAACUGCACGAACUUGAUGAAAGCUGUACGAAAACGGAAUCGAACGAAAAAAAUACCCAAGAUGUAAGUGCAGUCUUCCUGUGCGUAUAUUGCGGUAGAGAGUUUCUUGCGGAACGGUACUUCAAACGACACCUUCAAUCGCAUACAUCGGAUAAACCACAGCAAAAGCCAGAGAUAUAUGAAUGCGAAAUUUGUGGCCAGCAAAUGAAAACUAAGUCAAACUACACUAACCAUCGAAAGUCACACAGGGAUAUAAGUGCUACGCACACCAAAAACCAACAACCGGGGGAAACCAGUUCCGAUGAUGUUGAGCAUAAGAAAAUGUUUCUCUGUAACAUCUGUGGCCAUAAUUGUGGAUCCUCGAGCAAUCUAACGGUGCACCUACGUCGACAUAAUGGGCAGACUAUUUGCGAGUGUUUGUUAUGUGGUAAGGGAUACCCACGUAGGUCCGAUCUAAUCAUGCAUAUGCGCACACACACAGGUGAAAAACCGUUCGUAUGCACAUCGUGUGGGAAAGGAUUUUCCCGUCGGGAUAAGUUACGGAUACACAUCCGUACACACACCGGAGAGAAACCGUAUGGAUGUCCUUGCGGUCGAGCCUACGCCCAGAAAAAUGACCUAAAAACACACCAGAAGCGAAAUAACUGCGGACAGAACUUUGACAUGUCGAAACUGCUAGCUCCUUAUCCGUCGUCCAUCUGCAUAAAGUCUCCUGCGCGUUCGAAAUCGGUGUCACCGUCGAACCUCUUGCCGAACGUCCAGGAUUCGCUACCAGAAAACGUAAAAGACGAAGCUGAGCUUCUUGUGAGCGGUGGUGCGGGAGUUGAUUUAAUAGAUACUCCCAACUGGGAUCAGUACAUGUCGGGGACAUUCUGCAAGCAGGAAAACGUAACCGAUAUUUCGUUUUCCUCACAACCGAAGCUGUAUUCGUGAUUUGUUCGUGUCUGUUGCAUCAAUUCAAUCAGUUAUAUAGGAUUUAUCCGAUUAUAUUAAAAGAGUAAUAACUAUUACUCUUCUAAUAUUAUCUGAAAAACCUUGCAAGUUGAAUUUUAUUUCUGUCUACCGCAUGAUUCUAUAAUUUUCCGCGUUACUUGUUUCCCACCGAUUCGUAAAAGCAUUUGAACCAGUAUCAAUAAGUCCUGCAAAUAGCGCCACCACAGCAACGGUUAAGAUAAUACUCAUCGGCAUCAUUUAAAUUGCACUUUAUUCAAAUCAAAUAUGUAGCAUUUGAUAAUAGAUGUUUGUUUUACAAAUCAAAUCUAGAAAAAUACACAGAAAAACUGGUACUCCAUCGUUUAGUACAUGCAUAUGGAUAUAGUCUUCAAUUGUACGAUCACUACCGGAUGUUUCUAAAUGUAUUUAUUUCCCCCUCGGCUCUGACAUGGAUAACUUUCUGCCUCCACUCACCCGUUACGUUUCGUUACAUUCUACUACUAUCGUUCACAGGUUAAUGAGAUUUUACGUUUAGUUAUUCUUUCCUUUCUUAAAAUGACUAUACACUAAGCGAAGGUGUAGAGUAGUAUGUAACAGCGUGUUUACAGCGGCAGGUAGCUAAAUUAUAUAUUUUACCCCAUUGAGGAUGGUUUGGUUUAACUCGACUAUUUCUUGC
Anopheles coustani is the source of this 2749-nucleotide messenger RNA. Its product is annotated as zinc finger protein 182-like. Gene Ontology annotation, cellular component: nucleus. The record is from RefSeq and is a predicted model, not a curated record. Gene Ontology annotation, biological process: regulation of DNA-templated transcription. Gene Ontology annotation, molecular function: RNA polymerase II cis-regulatory region sequence-specific DNA binding; zinc ion binding; DNA-binding transcription factor activity, RNA polymerase II-specific. The transcript has 6 exons. Lineage: Eukaryota; Metazoa; Arthropoda; Insecta; Diptera; Culicidae. The coding region runs from base 1 to 2073 and encodes 690 amino acids.